AUGCAUUGCACUACUGUUUCUCUUGCUCUGGCGCUUCUGCCCUCCGUGAUCCAGGCCCAGCAGACUCUCUAUGGUCAAUGCGGAGGCGAGGGCUGGUCAGGGGCAACUAGUUGCGUUGCUGGAGCCGCAUGCUCAACAGUGAAUCAAUGGUACGCCCAAUGCCUGCCCGCGGCGACCACCUCGACCACUUUGACCACCACGACAUCGUCAGCGACAACUACGACGAGCGGUACGACCAGCAUCACGAGCUCCACCUCUACUUCGGCUACCGUCACUGCGACCGCCACUGGCAAUCCCUUCAGCGGCUACCAGCUUUACGUUAACCCGUACUACUCCUCGGAGGUGCACUCAAUCGCCAUCCCAUCCCUUACGGGUACCUUGUCCUCGCUCGCAGCGGCAGCAACUGCCGCUGCGAAGGUGCCUUCCUUUGUAUGGCUCGACACCGCGGCCAAAGUACCCACCAUGGACGACUAUCUGGCCGACAUCAAAGCCAAGAAUGCUGCUGGAGCGAACCCCCCCAUCGCCGGGCAGUUUGUCGUAUACGACCUUCCAGACCGCGACUGUGCUGCCCUUGCCAGCAAUGGCGAGUACGCUAUUGAUGAUAAUGGCGUGGAGCAUUAUAAAGCCUACAUUGACUCGAUUCGAGAAAUUCUUCUUGGGUACUCGGAUGUCCAGACGAUCCUAGUCAUUGAGCCGGACAGUCUUGCAAACCUCGUCACAAAUCUAAAUGUCCCCAAAUGCGCCAACGCUCAAAGUGCAUAUCUCGAAUGCACCGACUAUGCACUCACCCAGCUCAACCUGCCAAAUGUGGACAUGUAUCUCGACGCCGGGCACGCAGGAUGGCUUGGCUGGUCUGCAAACCUCCAACCCGCGGCCAACCUCUACGCAAGCGUCUACAAAAACGCCGGAUCGCCCGCUUCGGUGCGCGGUCUUGCCACCAACGUCGCCAACUACAACGCCUGGACCAUCGGAACUUGUCCCUCCUACACUCAGGGCAACACAGUCUGUGACGAGAAGCGCUACGUCAACGCCCUCGCCCCCCUCCUUACCGCCCAAGGCUUCAACGCGCACUUCAUCGUUGACACCGGCCGGAAUGGCAAGCAGCCCACAGGCCAACAGGCUUGGGGCGACUGGUGCAACGUCAUCAACACAGGAUUUGGCGUGCGACCGACCACGAACACGGGCGAUACCCUGGUCGACGCCUUUGUCUGGAUCAAACCCGGUGGUGAGAGUGACGGGACAUCCGAUAGCUCUGCGACGAGAUACGAUGCCCACUGCGGAUACAGCGACGCGUUGCAGCCGGCUCCGGAGGCAGGGACGUGGUUCCAGGCCUACUUCGUCCAACUCUUGAAAAAUGCAAAUCCUGCUUUCUGA
Molecule: messenger RNA, 1374 nt
Organism: Aspergillus mulundensis
Lineage: Eukaryota; Fungi; Ascomycota; Eurotiomycetes; Eurotiales; Aspergillaceae
Gene: cbhC
Product: putative cellobiohydrolase
Exons: 7
Coding region: 1-1374 (457 amino acids)
Biological process (GO): cellulose catabolic process
Cellular component (GO): extracellular region
Molecular function (GO): hydrolase activity, hydrolyzing O-glycosyl compounds; cellulose binding
Source: RefSeq, a predicted model, not a curated record